CAUCCAUGCCCACUUCUAACCAUGAAUAAGAGACAACACUCAAUGCAUACACACAAGCAUGUGCUGUGUUAGUGUAAGUGCCUUGGUGGUUUAGGAUACCUCAAUCUACCAUGUAUUUGCCCUGCAGGUGGGAGGUACUCAUUUUUCUGUGGAUACAUUUGGGCUUUGUGCCUGGGCAGGAUGGGACUGUCAAUCAUCUGUCAAAGGAAGAUGUUUUGCUCUUAAAGGAUGAGCAAAAUCCUAAAUGUUUCUCCCGCACAGAAGAGGAUUUCACUUGCUUCUUUGAGACUUCAGACAACAGCACUUAUGAUUUGUUCUACAGAGUUGGUGACAGGCAGGAGAAAAGGUGUGAAUUGUCUGUUCAGAGAACCGAAGAGGACACUUUCCUCCACAUCUGCUCAUUUUCAAGACAUGAUAUUUUCCUGUUUGUGGAAACAUACCUGGAAGUAGUGAAACGCAACACCAACACCAGCCUCUACAAACGUCAAGUCCAUGUGGAGAACCAUGUUCUCCUGGAUCCCCCCUUCAACGUGUCUUUACACCCAAAUGGCCAAGUUGGACAGCUGCAGGUUACCUGGGAAUUCAAAUUCCUGAAAUAUUUGGAAGAUGUGAUUUACAAGAUUCGAUACUACUCCAAGGGGCUGGGAGAGAAGACAAAAGAGGUAUUAGAAGUUGACAAACUGGACUCUUUGGUACCAGGGGAGGAAGUUGAGGUCCAGGUCAAUACUAAAUAUCCCCAAAGUCCAAAUACUGGGCACUGGAGCAGCUGGUCACAGCCUGUGCGAGCCAUAGUUCCCCAAAGUGCAGAUGAUAUUUCACUCAUGUGCUACACCUCUGACCUGCAAAAUAUCAUAUGUCAGUGGGAUAAGCUCCGAUAUGGUGUAGAGGAUGGGUACAAACUUUUCUACAAGAUAGGUCUUAGUAAAACUUUGGGCUGGACAGAAUGUCUCACUGAUGGGGAUUUGACUUACUUAUGCUGUUUCCAUGGAGAUGAAUUCAGAAAAAUGAGAGUCAAGCUCAACAGCACUUCAGCUCCGCUCAGCAGAACCUUCUAUACGCAAGAGUUCACUCUCAACAACAGCAUCAAAACAUCCCCACCAAGUCAUCUGAAAGGAACAUUUGAGAAAGAUAAGUUGUGCUUAAACUGGGAAGCUCCACUUCUAUCUUUGGCAACUCACCUGCAGUAUGAAGUCUGCUACCAGAUCCAAGAGGGGGGAUGGCUGAGUGUAUCCCCAAAGGUUCCUGAGACUGACACUUGUCUAGAUGUUCCAAUGGGUAGCCAGUACAAUGUUAGGAUCAGAGCUAAACCUACUGGCCUCGUUUACUCAGGCCACUGGAGUGACUGGUCUGAUGUGCUUCAUGAUCACACCCCUACUGAUAGAGGCAAAUGGCUCAUGCUGUGUAUCCCUGCCUUGAUGCUGAUACCUGCUGUCAUCCUCAUUUACUUGUUUCCUAUGUAUCUCAGUAAGCUCAAACUCUAUUUUUGGCCACCGGUGCCCAACCCCAAAGUCCUACAAGGCUUUCUGACAGAGAUGAACGGGCAGAAAUGGAAUCCUCCAUUAACAGCAAAGCAACUCUCUGAGGAAACUACGUGUUCAUCUGUGGUGGAGAUCAUGUCCGAAGGUGAGGUUUCAGCAUUGGGGAAGGCCUCAGAGGAAUCCACUGAGCUCCUGUCACCAGAGAGAGGCUUCUCCGGCAUAGAAGAGGCAGAUGGUAGUCCUGGGACUAACGUCUUUCCAGACUAUGUGACUUUGAACAAAGACAGUGUCAUUCUUUGCUCAAAAGGAAACAAGUAUGUUGAGGAGAAGGUUGGAGAGAAAGAAGGCCUGGUGGUGAAGGAUGAUCUCUUAGAAACAUGUCACUCUUGCUGUACAGAAGGCUCAGUCUGUACCCCAGCCUGCUUAGGCACUGACUUUCUUAACCAUUCCUACUUGCCUUUGGUUGACAGAUUCAACUGCAAAGUCGCUGUUGCUAGAGGGCCAGGCAACCUCUAUACUAAUUUCCCCUGUAGCUAAAUGUCAUCUACACAUCCGCACCAGUAGUUCUGGCUGUGGGAAAGGCUUCAAUAGGAAUAACAUCUCUUAAUGAUUUAUUUGGGAAAUAGUUUAAGCAAAUUUAUGUUAUCUUUCACAAUGUAAUGGUGUUAGUUUUGAUCAUCUCAUCAUUUCUGUAACCCUUUAUGCACUCUAUUGUAGCUGAAAUUCCAUGAAUGCACAACAGAUUCAAAGACAAAUUAACAUUUGAAAAUCAAAAGUCAAAUUUCUGCUCAUCAUCUACUCCCGUGUAUUUUUAUGUUGUGCUAUAAUGCGACAUCUAGUAUCUGUAAAUUUCAUAUAAACUUUAACAAUAAUUGGUGUUUUACUAUUAGUGUUUUAGCACUGUUCUACCACUUGCAUACCUCAGAUAAGUGGAAACAAAAGGAAAAACAGUGUCAGGAAGGAAGUGUCCACCUGAGUUUGUACAUUAUUUUAAUUUAGAAUUUGAAUGUAACUUCCUUUUUUCUUGUGUAUAUUUACUUACAAAUGAUCAGAAAACACAGCAUUUUGGUUUUCUGGAUUAUUUCAUUGAUGUUUGAUGAUUGCCAUUGUUUGUUUUGAUAUACUCAUAACUCAUUUAUAUUGUACAUAUUCCUUGGGGAUUUCUAUUCAGUCUAAAACGUGUGUUUCUCUUUGUCAUCUCCUUUCAUGUAACAGCCAAGACAAGCAUUUAGAUCAUUAUGCAGUACAUUAUAACUUGAAUGUUUGUAUUUUUGGUAAUAAACAUUGAAAAGCUUU
Larimichthys crocea (large yellow croaker) is the source of this 2774-nucleotide messenger RNA. RefSeq names its product MPL proto-oncogene, thrombopoietin receptor (gene mpl). Gene Ontology annotation, biological process: cytokine-mediated signaling pathway. Gene Ontology annotation, cellular component: external side of plasma membrane. Bases 111 to 2015 code for a protein of 634 amino acids. The transcript is spliced from 12 exons. Lineage: Eukaryota; Metazoa; Chordata; Actinopteri; Sciaenidae. Gene Ontology annotation, molecular function: protein binding; cytokine receptor activity. The record is from RefSeq and is a predicted model, not a curated record.